Xylaria bambusicola is the source of this 1077-nucleotide messenger RNA. Its product is annotated as DNA repair family protein. Bases 1 to 1077 code for a protein of 358 amino acids. NCBI's taxonomy places the organism in Eukaryota, Fungi, Ascomycota, Sordariomycetes, Xylariales, Xylariaceae. The record is from RefSeq and is a predicted model, not a curated record. The transcript has 3 exons. Gene Ontology annotation, biological process: DNA repair.
AUGACUAAGAAAAGAACUAUUGACGCUUAUUUCGGUAUACCUAAAGCCAAGAAGCCGCGUUAUUCUGAUACCCAGGUUGUCACUGAUGGCGAGUCAGCAAGCUAUUCUAAACAUGCAUCGUAUCCAUUCCCCAUACCUCACCUACCAGACGCUCUGGAGGCUGAGAUUUCUGGUUCUCCGGCACGUGAAGCUCGAGUAAUAGCAGACCAGCCAGAUCUUGAUCUCUUACACUUUGAGCCGUAUAUUUCGCGGUCGGCGGCUCGACAGCUGUUUGAAUUUCUGCGCUCUGAGCUGCCAUUCUACCGUGUCGAGUACGACAUUGCUCGAGGCGGGAUCAAAACACAUAUUCGUACGCCUCGAUGGACAACUGUGUUUGGUGUAGACGAAACAGCGCGUUUCGAGGACAUUCGUUCGGCGGCAUCUGGCUUGACAGCCGAUGUGCUACCUUUGAAAGAUGCUCCGAAAGGGGAGGUAGUAGACGCGCGUACUAGAAAGCAAAUUCCUGUUGGCAAGCCAAACCCAAAGGAAACGCCAGGGCAAAAGGGGUACAAAGCAAUACCGCGUCCCAUUCCAUACUGUCUCGACCUUCUGCGAAGAUCUACUGAGGCGGUAACGGGAUGCAACUUCAAUUUCUGCCUCGUCAACUACUACGCUUCCGGCGCAGACAGCAUCUCCUUCCAUAGCGAUGAUGAGCGCUUUCUCGGCUCGCUCCCAGCUAUCGCGUCGUUUUCGCUAGGUGCAAAGCGGGAUUUCUUGAUGAAACACAAGCCGCCGAAGCCGGAAUCGGGAGAGACUGCCUGCAAUAGUACAUCGCAAGGGUCGCUAAAACUUCCUCUCUUGAGUGGCGAUAUGGUGUUAAUGCGCGGCAAGACCCAAGCGAACUGGCUGCACUCGAUCCCCAAGCGUAGUGGUAAGAAUGAGUGGGAUGGCGGACGCAUCAAUAUUACAUUCCGACAAGCCUUAGUCAGAGGAGGCACAGAGAAUUAUUAUCAGUACAAUGUAGGCAGCGGGCCCGUCUACAAGUGGAAUGCUGCAGGGCAGGAGAUGAUUCCGUGGAUACAGCCAUCUAGACCAUGA